AUGCUUUCGUUCCUAGGUGGCUUGUUUGCAAGGAAAAGUAUGCUUGCGAACGUUGCCUCAGCAGUUGCUUUUGCGCUUCCGGAUAACAGAUGGUUGCUCACUGUCGAUCAGGAACUUGUACCAUAUUCCUCUUUCGGAGCGAGAAUUGACGACCUAGAAAAUGUGUUCAAGAGUAGAAGUGGUCUAGAUAUGUCUGACACCGGAAGCGUUGGUCUUGGUACAGAAGGAAGUACAGACCUUAAACCGCCCAUGACCAAACGAGAUUCCAUUUCGUCCUUAAGUUCCAUAGCGACGGGUAUAUCCCAAAGGACCUUUCUCGACGAGACUUUAGCAACCCGAUCCGAAAAGCCCCCAAAAGACACUGUCUUUUCGUCCCCGUUCAUAUUUUCUGUCACUCAGAAAAGUGAAAUCAUGGCUUUUGCCUCCAACGGCUCACUUCCAGGGGUUGUAGAACAACUGUGUCUCGUGGAAGGGCAGGAGAAACUAGAAGAAGGGGCGAAGAUCAUGUUGUGUCGAAAGGAUCGCGCCCUUGCUGCAGUGUAUUGGCCAAACGGUCGCGUUGUUGUCGUAGAACUAACAGAUGAUCUGGAGUCACUCAUUGAGCAAAAAGAAGCUGAAGGAGAACUUCGGUUGGCUUUGGCAUUGGUACCGGCAGAUCAAGUCGAUAGAAUGAUAGCGCUGCGGCGCAUGCUUGCAAAAGAAGCACGACAAGAGGAAUGGCACGAUGCAGCCGUGCAUCACAUGCAGAACGUUGUCAACCUGGUGGUACGACGAGAAGGAAUCAACCAGGUUGAUCUCAUCACAGAAGCGGUCGAACUUCGGGGACCACGCAAUGGAGGAUGGCACAAAGACAAGGAUAUCGCUACGCUUUGGGCAGAUUUUCUGUUCCGCUUGCGCCGUCGCAUCAUGCGACCCAGCUUGGCGGAUAUCGACGUCCUGGAAACUUUGUGCUACGCCGAUGAAUCCGCAGCCCGAAUUAAGGCCCUGAUGGCUGUAGACCAUGCCGUUGGAUUGCAUACGGGAGAAACUUUAAUCACUCGAAAAGAAUGUGCACUGCGCGAGGAAGAGCGCGUGGAGGCACUCGUUGCGUUGUAUACAUCUCUGGGAGAGCACGGAAAGGCCCUUCUCCUGAUAAAAAACUCGGACAAACAAAACACUUUCAAUGGAGUUGCUGGGUAUCUUUCAGAUGGCAUGCGGGCCAGUGACGACCCAGAUUCUUUCUUCUCGAACUUGAAAUGGCUUGCGCAUAGAUCCAGAGAGGAAAGGUACGGCCGAGAUGAACUACGCAAGCUCAUCGUAAAAGUUGUGCAUGACUGCCAAGAUUCGGAAACCCUACUUCGACGGGUUUUCGAGGUAUUGGUUGAAGAAGUAGAAGAACUUGUCGAUAUGGUGGUAAGAGAACUCUCGAAGGCGUGCUGCGAUGAAGGAAAUGAGGGACCAGAGGAGAAGAAGUGCGGCACAGAAGCGGAAGAAACAGCAUCUGCCGAUGUUCUCGCCUCUGCAAUGCUUGCAGGAAUGGUGAGAGCUAGUAUGCUUGAGAAGCGAAAUGUGUUCGACCGUUUACGGGCACUCUUUGGGACUUCUAUCCUACAUCGUCCAGAUCAGUCAUACCAUUCGUACACACUCUUGCAAGCCCUACAAACGACCGAGAACAAGGCCCUUGGACUACAUGAGGAACUAGCGUUCUUGUUAGGAAGGCAAGGACGGCAUGAAGCUGCUGCAGAUGAACUAGCAGCGGAACCAAAUCUUGCCCCGGAUGAGGCACUGGCAAGACUAACUCGUAUGCUUUCCGUGCUAGACAAACCAUCGGCGUCCGACUCUUUGGUAGCGGCAUACUUGCGCGUGUCUUGUGAGGGACGAGCAAUGAGAAUUCAGGAUGCUAGCAAGGUACUUCGAUGCGGUGGGGGCCAUCUUGAAAUUGAAAAACUAUUGCUGGACGGGCGCUGUUCUGAUAAUUCCUUGACAGUUUCCGAGAUGCGUCCCUUCCUUCAAGCAGCACUUGAGUCAGGGAACGAAAGGCUUCGUCUUGCCGACAUAUUCCGAGCUUCUCGAAAGAGCGAGGUCCGCCGAUUACGGGAAGAGGUGCUUACAAGACGACGUAGAUUUGUGCUCAUAGGCCACGACCGAGCAUGCACGCUGUGCACAAGGCGGAUCGGAAAUUCAGUUCUUGCGGCCUACCCCGACGGGUCGGUAGCCCACCUCGCCUGUCAUAUGAGUAAAGAUGGUGGCUAGCUCAA
Molecule: messenger RNA, 2237 nt
Organism: Chondrus crispus (carragheen)
Lineage: Eukaryota; Rhodophyta; Florideophyceae; Gigartinales; Gigartinaceae
Exons: 2
Coding region: 1-2232 (743 amino acids)
Biological process (GO): vesicle-mediated transport; autophagy; endosomal vesicle fusion
Cellular component (GO): cytoplasm; membrane
Source: RefSeq, a predicted model, not a curated record